UACUUCGUUGACGUUGUGUCAUCAUGUCUGCUGGAAUGAAAAUACUUCUUUUUUUCGUGCUCUGCUGCUUUACAGUAUGCAGCGGCUCGAGAUUCGGAUCCGCUACUCGGGAUUACCUGCAACGCUCGGAUGAUGUCGCGGUGCUUCGCUCACUCCGCGCAGUGACGGUAGACAACCGCACCAAUUGUGGCCCUGGUGAUACGGACCCCGCUAACCGCGUCAACACCACCGUCAGAGUUAACGCUUUGAUUGAUGAGCUCAAAGCUCGGAAUUUUGCUGCCUACAUCGUCACAACUGGCGACGCUCAUCAGUCAGAGUACCCCCCGUAUCCUGACAUUCUGGAGUGGCUGCAAGAAAACUUGAAACCUGGAGAAAAAGCGGCAGCGGACGCUAAGCUUAUUGCCUACGGAUCAUGGCUGUCCCUGAGCAGCGGCCUUGAAGAGGAAGGCAAGUCUAUCGUACCAUCUGCUGAAAAUUUGGUUGAUCUUGUGUGGGGGAAUGACACUGAGAACCCGCAGCCUCCCUACAGCGACAGUCCAGCCAUCAUCUAUCCCAUCGAAUAUGCUGGCCAGAAUUUAACGGAAAAAUUGUCGGAGGUGCGAAAAGCACUUCAAGAAGUCAACGCCGCGGCGCUGGUCGUGACGGCACUCGAUGAAGUUGCUUGGCUCUACAACAUCAGAGGCAACGACGUGCCUUACAACCCCGUGUUGCGUAGCUACGCGAUUGUGACCGAAACGUGGGCGAAACUUUACGCAAACGGCAUACAAAUGUCAAAUAUCACUGAUCAACUGACCGAUGUUAACAUCAGCGAUUACGAAGAUAUCUGGGCGGACCUCAAAGACCUCUCGGUUGACACUAGCAUCGGAAUGAUAUUCCUGCCCGGCAACGCUCGAGCGCCAGGCUGCUCGUUCGAAGUCUACAACACGGUGAUGGAAACCAAGCGUUAUUUAGCGACGACUCCCACCCUUUUGAAGAAGGCAACGAAAAACCGGAUAGAAAUCACACAGAUGAGAGAAGCUGUGAUCAACGAUGGCGUGGCUCUAACUCGCUUCCUGGCCUACCUAGAAGAUCAGAUUAUCUCUGGGAAGCAAUGGACGGAACUUUCAGCCCAGAACAAGCUCGCCGAGUACAGGAUGGAGGCCGGUGCUCGGGAACUCUCGUUUGCCACCAUCAGCGGGUACGGCGAGCACGGCGCCAUCAUCCACUACGAAUCCACGAACGAAACUGAUGUCGCCAUCGGCAAUUCAUCGUUGUACCUUCUCGACUCUGGCGGACAGUACUUUGGCGCAACAACGGACGUGACCCGCACGAUGCACUACGGAACGCCGACAGCUGACCACAUCGAGAUGUAUACGCGCGUCCUGAUGGGUAACAUCGAUUUCGGGUCGCUCAUCUUCCCGUACGGCACACUCAAGACACGCAUGGAUGUACUCGCUCGCAGAGCCAUUUGGAGCCAAGGACUCGACUAUCGUCACGGCACCAGCCAUGGCAUAGGAGCCUACCUCAACGUGCAUGAGCCUUACUUGGACGAAUUCCAGAUCGGUUACGUCUUGUCCAAUGAGCCCGGAUACUACAAAGAUGGAGAGUAUGGCAUCAGGAUUGAAGAUCAAAUGACCAUUGUGGAUGCAAACAUGAAGUUUGACAAGGAUUUCUACAAAUUAGAAAUGCUUACCAUGGUGCCGUACGAACCCAAGCUCAUCGACGUGAACCUCCUAUCCGAUGAGCAGCUCGAGGUUCUGAACACGCGUUUCGCGAAUAUCAGAGCGACCACGGGAGUUAAGCUGCAGGAAGGCAACUACACAAGCGAGUACAAUUGGCUUCUGCGCAAGACCGAAAAUUUGACGCGUAUCGUUGUAGAACAAAUUGAAACAACGGACGGAGCAAUCAAUACCUACGCCUGCUGGCUGACACUCGUUCUUGCUGGCGUCGUAUUACGUCUGCAUUAACGUAGUUGUGGUGGUUCUGAUUUACCAACACUCGCUACCAUUUAGAGUAAACUGAUCAACGUAAAAUGUAGUUAAAUAGGUAUGUUCAAAUUGUAGUGAUGUUGAUCAUGUUAAUAAUCGGAGAAACAGUAUUUUGAUUGUAUUAUUGUAACACUUGCAUUUUACACAAUGUGUACCACUGCAGGAGGGAACGCACGAAAACAGGCGCCGAACGUAUAAAUCUGUUCGACUCGAAAUUGGAAACUGGUAGAAUACACUUUCAUCAUCGAGGGUUAGAAAUUAAGUUCUUCAAACAAUGUAAUUGCACUUGUAAGAAUAUAUUUACUGAUGAAUGCUUGGUCGUAGUACAGUCAUAACGUGGCGAUGAACAAUUAACUGAUUGCGAUAGUUGAUUCAAUGUAUAGAUAAUAGGUUAUCUAUUACUAGCAUUAUAUUAUACCUUCAUAUUCGGAUGUCACGUAAUUAACAUGCUUACCUUGUCCACACUUAUACGCAAAUAGUUAAUUAAUAAAAAUUAGUUUAUU
Molecule: messenger RNA, 2470 nt
Organism: Hyalella azteca
Lineage: Eukaryota; Metazoa; Arthropoda; Malacostraca; Amphipoda; Hyalellidae
Product: xaa-Pro aminopeptidase ApepP
Exons: 17
Coding region: 24-1946 (640 amino acids)
Molecular function (GO): metalloaminopeptidase activity
Source: RefSeq, a predicted model, not a curated record